This is a messenger RNA of Chrysemys picta bellii (western painted turtle), 1574 nucleotides long. It is a transcript of the gene GCAT, whose product is annotated as glycine C-acetyltransferase. The record is from RefSeq and is a predicted model, not a curated record. NCBI's taxonomy places the organism in Eukaryota, Metazoa, Chordata, Testudines, Emydidae. Gene Ontology annotation, molecular function: glycine C-acetyltransferase activity; pyridoxal phosphate binding. Gene Ontology annotation, biological process: L-threonine catabolic process; biosynthetic process. Gene Ontology annotation, cellular component: mitochondrion.
UUGCCAUUAUCGGGUUCUUUGCCGCUUGCCUUCUCAUUGUGAAGCUGAGCCGGAGCAAUGUGGUGCAGCCGCCUUCUGAGCUACCCCCUCUCCCAGGGGCAAUGUAGUUCCUACAGAGCAAGGGCUGCCCUGGCCCAACUCAACCACGUCCUGGAGGCUGAGCUAGAGAGCAUCCGAGGCGCUGGUACCUGGAAGAGUGAGAGGAUUAUAACAUCAAAACAAGGGCCACACAUCCACGUAGAAGGCAGCAGAGGAGAGAUCCUGAAUUUCUGUGCUAAUAACUAUCUAGGGCUCUCCAGCCACCCUGAGGUGAUCCGCUCUGGACUAGAGGCCCUGGAGAAGUUCGGAGCUGGUCUCAGCUCUGUCCGUUUCAUCUGCGGGACUCAGAAUAUACACAAGAACCUGGAGGAGAAGAUCUCUCGUUUCCACCAGAGAGAAGACGCCAUCCUCUAUGCCAGCUGCUUUGAUGCCAAUGCUGGUAUCUUUGAGGCACUGCUGACCCCAGAAGAUGCAGUGCUGUCGGACGAGCUGAAUCAUGCCUCCAUCAUUGACGGGAUCCGCCUGUGCAAGGCUAAUAAAUACCGCUACAAGCACAUGGACAUGCAGGACCUGGAGGCCAAGCUGCAGGAUGCACAGAAACACCGCCUGAGGCUGGUGGCUACCGAUGGUGCCUUUUCCAUGGAUGGUGACAUCGCCCCGUUGAAGGAGAUCUGCAGCCUGGCCCAGAAAUACCAGGCCCUCGUCUUCAUCGAUGAAUGCCAUGCCACUGGCUUCCUUGGGCCCAAUGGGCGGGGUACUGAUGAACUGCUGGGGGUAAUGGACCAAGUGGACAUUGUCAACUCAACGCUGGGGAAGGCACUUGGAGGAGCAGCAGGUGGCUACACAACUGGCCCCAAGGCCCUUAUUGACCUGCUGCGCCAGCGCUCCCGCCCGUACCUCUUCUCCAACAGCCUGCCUCCUGCUGUCGUGGGCUGUGCCUCCAAGGCCCUGGACCUGCUCAUGGAGAGCAAUGCCAUUGCGCAGUCCAUGGUGGCCAAGACCAGGCGGUUCCGAAGCAAGAUGGCUGCAGCCGGAUUCAGCAUCUCGGGGAAUGAUCACCCCAUCUGCCCUGUGAUGCUGGGCAAGGCCCGGCUAGCGUCCGUGAUGGCUGAUGACAUGCUGGAGAGAGGCAUUUAUGUCAUCGGCUUCAGCUACCCCGUGGUCCCCAAGGGGAAGGCGCGGAUCCGGGUGCAGAUCUCAGCCGUCCACAGUGAGGACGACAUCGACCGCUGCGUGGAGGCCUUCACAGAGGUGGGGCGUAAACAUGGAGCGUUGCCCUGACUAACCAGCUAGCACAGGGGAUGUGAUGGGGCCUUUCUCAGCCUUUCCACAAGCAAGACCGUGCCUAACCUGGGGAAGAACCAUAACCAGAGUGAUGCCCACAAGAUAGUAGGAUGUUGAAGAUAAACGGAUCCUGGCCUCUGGGAGGCGUUAGCCACCAUAGCGUUCACAGUGGUGGGGGCGAUGGUUUGGGGGUGGCUCUUCAUGUUACAAUACAUAUUAAAGAUUCGACCAAGACAUAAAAUCAGCACAAA